Molecule: messenger RNA, 769 nt
Organism: Laccaria bicolor S238N-H82
Lineage: Eukaryota; Fungi; Basidiomycota; Agaricomycetes; Agaricales; Hydnangiaceae
Exons: 6
Coding region: 573-749 (58 amino acids)
Source: RefSeq, a predicted model, not a curated record
AUGUGGGGACCACGUGGAUAUCCACUGGUUUUGCCAACACUGCGACGCUUAUUACUUGUCUGCACCCCUCUAGUGGUGCUGGUUUGCUACGCGUCGCUCCAAGCUUCUCCAUGAACUCUUUCUUCUCUACUGUUCGUAUCAACGGCGCUCGCUGACCUCGCCGACGAUAUACGACGACUCUUCGCUUCUCGACCAGCUCGAUUCGGCGGUGCCAGCGCCAUUGGCCAAGUUCAAUGCUUUGCCGAGGCUUCCGCCAGAUGGGCUACACCUGAGUGGUGGUGGGCAAUCCAGCCAGCGACGUUCACUUCGGAAGUUAGGCUUGACACGAUCUCCAGACCGAGUUUGAUGUCGGACAAGUGACGGCGCUCAAGGAACACCCGGAAGCUUUGUCUGCUCGUCAAGCCACUUCACAGUCCCGGGAAUCCCGCAGCUCGUGCGCCAAUUUAUUCCGAAGAAACGAGUCCCACUUCAAGCAAGCGUAUAACUAUCAACCACACGGCAACGAGUGUAGAGUCUGGGGUUCUCUUCAGGUGAAACGGGUUACAGCCAAUCUUCACCUCAAUCUCUCGGCCAUGGUUAUGCGAGCAAUGAACAUGUAUACCAUAACCAUGAACCUCUUGGACGUCAUCACAGCCUUGUCAUUCGGGUGCCAUUUCCCCGACAUCACCCAACCAUCGGACAACUCUUUCGAAUCCACAGACAAACGUUUCGUGGCAUAUCAGUACUUCUUACACGUCGUCCUGACAUGACAACCUACAUCCCCCCUUGU